Messenger RNA from Fusarium poae, 2169 nucleotides. RefSeq names its product catalase A (gene CAT1). The transcript has 3 exons. Lineage: Eukaryota; Fungi; Ascomycota; Sordariomycetes; Hypocreales; Nectriaceae. Gene Ontology annotation, molecular function: heme binding; catalase activity. The coding region runs from base 1 to 2169 and encodes 722 amino acids. The record is from RefSeq and is a predicted model, not a curated record. Gene Ontology annotation, biological process: hydrogen peroxide catabolic process; response to oxidative stress. Gene Ontology annotation, cellular component: cytosol.
AUGACCGAGCAAGUUACAGGAGCUAUCAAGCACGCAGUCAUGGGUCACAAGAACGAUAAGAUCGACCAGCUCAAGGCCAACAUGGUCGAGCCUAGCGAAAACACCCGAAUCACCUCCGAUUAUGGUGUCAAGCAAAACAACACCGACAACUGGCUGCGCGUUGCAAGCGAAGACCAGACUGGCCCUUCACUUUUGGAGGACGCCUUCGGUCGCGAGAAGAUCCACCGAUUCGACCAUGAGCGUAUCCCCGAGCGUGUUGUCCAUGCCCGAGGUGCUGGCGCCCACGGUACCUUCAGACUUUUCGAGUCGGCCGCCGACGUGACCAAGGCCGGUCUCUUCACCGACACCUCGCGAGAGACACCCGUUUUUGUUCGCUUCUCGACUGUCCUCGGAAGCCGCGGCUCUGCCGACACUGUCCGUGAUGUUCGUGGUUUCGCGAUCAAGUUCUACACUCAAGAAGAUGCAAUGAAAUUCCCUGAUGUUAUUCACGCCGGAAAACCCGAACCACACAACGAGGUUCCUCAAGCGCAGUCUGCACACAACAACUUCUGGGAUUUCAUGUUUGAGCAUUCGGAGGCGACCCAUAUGCACACAUGGGCCAUGUCCGAUCGAACAAUUCCCCGCUCCUACCGCAUGAUGCAAGGCUUCGGCGUCAAUACCUACACUCUCAUCAACGAGAAGGGCGAGCGACGAUUCGUCAAGUUCCACUGGACUCCCGAACUUGGAGUCCAUUCACUCGUUUGGGACGAGGCUCUUAAGCUUGCUGGACAAGACCCCGACUUCCACCGCAAGGAUCUUCAAGAGGCUAUUGAGAACGGCGCUUACCCCAAGUGGAAGUUUGGUAUCCAGGUCCUGGAGGAGUCUCAAGAACACGACUUUGACUUUGAUAUCCUUGACGCUACCAAGGUUUGGCCUGAGGACCUGAUCCCUGUCCGAUACAUUGGCGAGCUUGAGCUGAACCAAACUGUCGAUGAGUACUUCACCCAGGUGGAGCAAGUUGCUUUCUGCACUAGCCACCUUGUUCCUGGCAUCGGACACUCAGACGACCCUCUUCUCCAGGGCCGAAACUUCUCAUACCAGGAUACUCAGCUCAGUCGACUGGGAACCAACUGGGAAGAGCUUCCCAUCAACAAGCCAGUGUGCCCUGUGAUGAACUUCAACCGCGAUGGUGCCAUGCGACACACCAUCUCCAAGGGCAAGGUCAACUACUGGCCCAACCGUUUCAGCCACCAGCCUCCUGCCACUGCUGGCGAGGGUGCUUAUGUCGAUUACGCGGCAAAGAUCGCUGGCAUGAAGCAGCGAACAGUGAGCAAGAAGUUCAAGGACCACUUCUCCCAAGCCCAACUUUUCUACAACUCUCUUUCCGAGAUUGAGAAGUCUCACAUGCAGGCCGCUUACUCCUUUGAGCUGGACCACUGUGACGAAGCUAUCGUCUACGAGCGUCUGACUGAACGCCUCGGCGAAAUCGAUGGCGACCUUGCCAACACUAUUGCCGAGAUGGUUGGUGGUAAGAAGCCUUCAAACCCCAAGCCCAACCCCGGAAAGAAGGCCAAGAACCUGAGUCAACUUGACUUCGUGCCCGAGACCCCUACCAUCAAGUCUCGACGAAUUGCCAUCCUCAUCGCUGAUGGCUACGAUCCUGUCGCCUUCAACGCGAUGUACGCUGCGAUUAAGGCCCAGAGCGCUCUCCCCUUCGUCAUCGCUCCCCGCCGAUCAGCCAUCUACUCUGCCGAUGAGGAUUCAUCCUCUUCAAAGGGCUUCGUUCCUUCUCACCACUUUGAAGGUCAACGUUCCACAAUGUUCGACGCCAUCUUUGUUCCCGGUGGUGCAAAGUCCAUCGAGACUCUUUCCAAGAAUGGCCGCGCUCUGCACUACGUCCGCGAGGCCUUUGGUCAUCUCAAGACCAUUGGUGGUACCGGAGAGGCUGUUGACUUUAUCAACAAGGCGAUCCAGCUCUCCGAAGUCGCUUUGUCCUCCACUGACGGCAGUGGUGUUGUUGACAGCUACGGUGUCGUUACUCUUAAGAAUGCUUCACCCGACAGCCUCAAGGAGAUUGUCACUGUUGCUUCCGACGCCAAGGGAUUCUUGGAGAAGUUUGUUUACAACGUCAGCUGCCAUCGCAACUGGCAGCGAGAGUUGGAUGGUCUCAGCACCAUGGUUGCAUACUAA